UUCUCUCGGGUCACCCAAAAGGCGAAAACAGAGCAACCCAUAGAAAACGACCAAAGGAAUUGGAGAGUGUGGAGAGGGAUAGACUUUGGGUUCUUCUGUUGUGCAGUAGCAGCAAGAAAGUAGAACGACCGACUGUGUGUGUGAAAGAAAGGAAGCAAUCAAUCAAUUAAGCCAUCAAGAAAUGGGGGAAGAGAGAGAGGACCCACAGAAGCUGAAGAGAAUGGCAGCGGCUGCCUACGACUACGAGAACGACUCAAGAUGGGCCGACUACUGGUCCAACAUCCUCAUCCCUCCUCACAUGGCCUCUCGCAGCGACGUCGUCGACCAUUUCAAGCGCAAGUUCUACCAGCGCUUCAUCGAUCCUGAUCUUAUGGUAGACUCAAUGUCAACUAGCAGUUCUUCUCAGCCAAAGAGACCAUCUGCAUCCUCCCGACCCACAAAUGACCAACCUCAGUCACGUAGUGCUGGAUCAACUGCCAGAACUUCAGGUACAUCAGCAACAAGUCCUCCAACUUCUCUGCUUUGGGAUCGACAAACCAUUCAGUUUUCUGUAAACGCUUGGGUGUUUCUAGUGGCUGUGCUUGCAAUUUUUCCAUUGGUGCCUAAAAACCUUUCAAAUAGGGCAUAUCGGCUUUCCUUUAUGGGCACGGCAUGUUCCUCUCUGUAUUCCUUGUACUCGCAACAUGGGAAACCGAGGGCUUGGAACUUGCAGGCUUUGCAAGUUUACUUUCAGUCAAUAAUCAUGACUAAGGAUUUUAUCUACUUGAUUUACUGCCUUACCUUUGUGACAUCACAUCUUUGCCUCAAAUUUGCCCUGAUUCCCAUUCUCUGUCGGGCUCUUGAACAUGUUGCCAAGUUCCUUCGGCGCAAUUUUAGUCAAUCCUCGUUGUACAGGAAGUACUUGGAAGAGCUUUGUGUUUGGGUGGAGUCAAAUACAACUACCCUCAACAUACUAUCUUCACACGCUGAGAUUGGACUUGGCUUCCUUCUGAUUAUAUCAUUGUUCUCGUGGCAGCGCAACAUUAUACAGGCAUUCAUGUACUGGCAGCUAUUGAAGCUCAUGUAUCACGCCCCGGUGACUUCUGACUACCAUCUGAGUGUGUGGACAAAAAUUGGAAGGACAGUUCAUCCCCCCAUCCACCGCUAUGCCCCAUUCUUGGAAACACCUCUUUCUGCUGUCCAUAGAUGGUGGUUAAGGUAGAGAGGCGGCUCAGGGAGGAGGAAGACGACGAUAUUUAAAGGGAAGGACGUCAAUGGAAAUUAUCUUGAAUUCAUAUAAUCUAAAGAUAAACUGACGUCAGAUCUACUGAAUUUACCAAACUGUCAUUUUGAUGCUAGAUGGAUGAAAAAGUAUAUCUCCUACUGAGGUAGUGUUGAAUCUAUAGUGCUACUACGAAUUAUUUCUCUUAAAAGCAAAUUUUAUCCAAAUCCAACUCUUUUUAA
Molecule: messenger RNA, 1443 nt
Organism: Prunus dulcis (almond)
Lineage: Eukaryota; Viridiplantae; Streptophyta; Magnoliopsida; Rosales; Rosaceae
Exons: 9
Coding region: 182-1201 (339 amino acids)
Biological process (GO): endoplasmic reticulum tubular network organization; membrane organization
Cellular component (GO): endoplasmic reticulum; membrane
Source: RefSeq, a predicted model, not a curated record